Messenger RNA from Lodderomyces pseudojiufengensis, 1047 nucleotides. RefSeq lists its product as uncharacterized. Bases 1 to 1047 code for a protein of 348 amino acids. The record is from RefSeq and is a predicted model, not a curated record. NCBI's taxonomy places the organism in Eukaryota, Fungi, Ascomycota, Pichiomycetes, Serinales, Debaryomycetaceae. The transcript has a single exon.
AUGCCAUCCAUAGAUACAUUUACUUAUCUAGACCCCUCAAAAGAUCGAAGGGUUGCUAUAAUAACCGGUGGAAAUAGUGGAAUAGGAUUCUAUACGGUAUUACAAUUAUAUUUGCAUGGUUAUAUCAUAUAUAUUGCUGGUAGAUCUCGAUCACGGUGCAAUAAACUGAUAAAUGAAUUAAAAGCUAAAGCAAUUGAAAUUAUAGAUGCAAAAUUUAGUAAUUCAAACACAAACAUAAAAAACAAUGAUGAAAUCAUAGAAUUUAAUAAGUUGAAAAACAGGCAAUUGGGGGAAUUGCAUUAUCUUGAAUUGGAUCUUAGUAAUUUGCAAUCUGUAUUAAAAGCUGUGGAGACAUUCAAACAAAAAGAAGAAUACUUACAUUUGUUGAUUAAUAAUGCUGGAGCAAUGGCAGUUCCAUAUACAUUAACCCAAGACAACUACGAAGUUCAAUUACAGACCAACUUUAUAUCCCCAUUUUUGUUAACUUUAAAAUUAUUGCCAAUACUUGAAAAGACAAAAGAUCAAUUUCCAAAUUUGAUUGAAAAUCCAAGAGUAAUAUAUUUAAGUUCAAUUGGUCAUCAAUUUGCAUCCUUAUAUUUCAAUCUCAAAAAGCAAAUGAAUUAUAAACCUGACUUUAUAUUUACUUGGGUAAGAUAUGGAAUAGCCAAAACGGCAGGGAUACAUUUUAUGAAAAUGAUCGCAUUGAGAAAUCCGAAAGUACUUUGUAUCAUUGUUCAUCCUGGAUUUGUCAUGAAUCCAAAUAUUUUCACAUACUGGACAAAUUUGCCUAUUGUGGGGAUCUUAUUUUGGUGUUUUUUCCAAAUUUUUGCAUAUUUUUUUGGUGUAACUCCCGAGCAAGGAGCUGAUGAAGUUACAAAAGAAUCAUUGAAUUCAAAUUUUACUAUUGAGAAGAAUAAUGGAGAAUCUUUUGGACCUGGCGGCAAAAUAAUUCAACCUUCCAAAGUUGCGAGUAACAUGGAUUAUGCGGCUAGAACGUGGAUAUGGACUAUCCGUGAAUUAAACGAACGUGGUGUUGUUGUUGAUUAA